This is a messenger RNA of Metarhizium brunneum ARSEF 3297, 801 nucleotides long. Its product is annotated as NADP-dependent mannitol dehydrogenase. The record is from RefSeq and is a predicted model, not a curated record. Lineage: Eukaryota; Fungi; Ascomycota; Sordariomycetes; Hypocreales; Clavicipitaceae. Gene Ontology annotation, molecular function: oxidoreductase activity, acting on NAD(P)H, oxygen as acceptor. Gene Ontology annotation, cellular component: intracellular anatomical structure.
AUGCCCGUCUCCGUCCCCAAGACCGAUCGUCUCGUUGACCUCUUUAGCCUCAAGGGCAAGGUUGUCGUCGUGACGGGCGCCUCGGGCCCUCGCGGCAUGGGCAUUGAAGCGGCUCGCGGGUGUGCCGAAAUGGGCGCCGACGUUGCCAUCACCUACUCGUCACGAAAGGAGGGCGCCGAGAAGAACGUCGAGGCGCUGACCAAGGAGUACGGGGUCAAGGUCAAGGCUUACAAGCUCAACGUCAGCAACUACGACGACGUGGAGCGGUGCAUCAACGGCAUCAUUGGUGACUUUGGCAAGAUUGACGGCUUCAUUGCCAAUGCCGGUGCCACGGCCGAUGCCGGUGUCAUUGAGGGAACUGCGGCUGCCUGGGACAAGGUCAUCCAGAUCGACCUGAACGGCACCGCGUACUGCGCCAAGGCCGUGGGAGCUCACUUCAAGAAGCAGGGCCACGGCUCCUUUGUCAUCACGGCGUCCAUGUCUGGGCACAUUGCCAACUUCCCCCAGGAGCAGACGUCGUACAAUGUCGCCAAGGCCGGCUGCAUUCACAUGGCUCGCUCGCUGGCAAACGAGUGGCGCGACUUUGCUCGAGUCAACUCGAUUUCCCCGGGCUACAUCGACACUGGCCUCUCCGACUUUAUCGACCCCAAGACGCAGGAGCUCUGGCGUUCCAUGAUCCCCCUCGGCCGCAACGGACUCGCCAAGGAGCUCAAGGGCGCCUAUGUCUACCUGAUUUCCGACGCCAGCACCUACACAACCGGAGCUGACCUCGUCAUCGACGGUGGAUACACCUGCCGAUAA